Molecule: messenger RNA, 7097 nt
Organism: Triplophysa dalaica
Lineage: Eukaryota; Metazoa; Chordata; Actinopteri; Cypriniformes; Nemacheilidae
Product: mucin-2
Exons: 19
Coding region: 136-6123 (1995 amino acids)
Biological process (GO): cell-cell junction assembly
Source: RefSeq, a predicted model, not a curated record
CUGUACUCUCAGCACAAAUGCACACUGUGUAAUAAACCUCUGAAAGCCACCGUGUUGAGGAAAACCGAGACAUCCUCUGAUCCAGAAUCAGUUUUUUUCUAUUUAUUUGAAUGAGCGUCACUCCUAUGAAACAUAAUGUUAUUGAUGCAUCGAUUGUUGAUCGGCCUAUUAAUAUUCAUCUCGACACCAGCCUUGAUCAAUUUGGUAACAAGUGCAGACACAUCUAUGUCAACAAGUUCCACAUCCAUAGACACGGCUGCUGUUGCAACUACCACAAAUUCGACUACUACACAUCCUCAUACAUCAUCAGUGGGAAUCAUUACAAGCACAACUAUUAAUACAAACUCAGCAAACACGAAGAAUUCUACAAGCACAACCCCUAUUAGCUCUACUGGUGCCUUGAUCAAUUUGGUAACAAGUGCAGACACAUCUAUGUCAACAAGUUCCACAUCCAUAGACACGGCUGCUGUUGCAACUACCACAAAUUCGACUACUACACAUCCUCAUACAUCAUCAGUGGGAAUCAUUACAAGCACAACUAUUAAUACAAACUCAGCAAACACGAAGAAUUCUACAAGCACAACCCCUAUUAGCUCUACUGGUGCCUUGACCAAUGUGGUAACAAGUGCAGACACAUCUAUGUCAACAAGUUCCACAUCCAUAGACACGGCUGCUGUUGCAACUACCACAAAUUCGACUACUACACAUCCUCAUACAUCAUCAGUGGGAAUCAUUACAAGCACAACUAUUAAUACAAACUCAGCAAACACGAAGAAUUCUACAAGCACAACCCCUAUUAGCUCUACUGGUGCCUUGACCAAUGUGGUAACAAGUGCAGACACAUCUAUGUCAACAAGUUCCACAUCCAUAGACACGGCUGCUGUUGCAACUACCACAAAUUCGACUACUACACAUCCUCAUACAUCAUCAGUGGGAAUCAUUACAAGCACAACUAUUAAUACAAACUCAGCAAACACGAACAAUUCUACAACAAGCACAACCCCUAUUAGCUCUACUGGUGCCUUGACCAAUGUGGUAACAAGUGCAGACACAUCUAUGUCAACAAGUUCCACAUCCAUAGACACGGCUGCUGUUGCAACUACCACAAAUUCGACUACUACACAUCCUCAUACAUCAUCAGUGGGAAUCAUUACAAGCACAACUAUUAAUACAAACUCAGCAAACACGAAGAAUUCUACAACAAGCACAACCCCUAUUAGCUCUACUGGUGGUCAUGUCACAACUCCACCUGCAUUUUCAACUACUGCAGCCAACACCAUAAGUCCACCUGAAUCUACAGCUGGAACUGCUACAAACCAUCCUACAACAGCCACAAAUCCCCCUGUUACCACAUCAGGAACUGCUUCAAUUCCAUCCUCAACUGCAGGAGAAAAUGUCACUUCUACUCUUUUUAGCACAUCUGGCAACACAACAGUUGUUGUCAAUACUGCUACUCUGAUUACUCCAGUCAAUGUCACGCCUACAUCAGGAAACCCUGCAACUACACUCAUAACUACCCUAAGCAAGGCUACAUCUCCCUCCUUUCCCACACAUGUUUCCCACCUAACUACACCUGGAAAUGCCACAGUUCCACUGGUAACCACGCCAGGCAACACAACGUCAGCCCAGACUAUUCCAGUCAAUGCCACAACCCCACCUCAGACUACACAAGGUAACGCCACUGUCUUACCUACAACUUCUUUUGACAAUGGUACCAUACCUGCUACAGCUGACCCUCAAACUACAACAGGCAAUGCCACAUCUCCAUCACUGAGUACAACUAACAUUUCUAUAGUUUCACCGACUGUAGCACCAGGAAAUGCGACCACACCACCCCUUAUUACAUCAGAUAACACUACUACACCACAUAUAAUUACAACAGGAAAUGCGACCACACCACCUCUUAUUACACCAGUAAACACUACUUUACCACAUAUAACUACACCGGAAAAUGCUACCACACCACCUCUUAUUACACCAGGAAAUGCUACCACAACACCCAUGACUACUAUUGGAAACAACACAAGACAUCCCCUCACUACCACAGGAAAUGCAACCACAUCACAUAUAACUACACAAGGAAAUAAUACCACACCACCUAUAACGACUAUAGGCAACAACACAUCACAACCCCUCAAUACACCAGGAAAUGUUACCACACCACCUAUAAUUACACCAGAUAAUGCCACCACACCACCCAUAACCAUACCAGGAAAUGAUACAACACAACCCCUCAAUACACCAGGAAAUGUUACCACACCACCUAUAAUUACACCAGGAAAUGUUACCACACCACCCAUAACCACACCAGAAAAUGCUACCACACCACCCAUAACCACACCAGGAAAUGCUACAACACAACCCCUCAAUACACCAGGAAAUGUUUCCACACCACCUAUAAUUACACCAGGAAAUGUUACCACACCACCCAUAACCACACCAGGAAAUGCUACAACACAACCCCUCAAUACACCAGGAAAUGCUACCAUACCACCUAUAAUUACACCAGGAAAUGUUACCACACCACCUAUAAUUACACCAGGAAAUGUUACCACACCACCUAUAAUUACACCAGGAAAUGUUACCACACCACCCAUAACCACACCAGGAAAUGCUACAACACAACCCCUCAAUACACCAGGAAAUGUUACCACACCACCCAUAACCACACCAGGAAAUGCUACAACACAACCCCUCAAUACACCAGGAAAUGCCACAACACAACCCCUCAAUACACCAGGAAAUGCUACAACACAACCCCUCAAUACACCAGGAAAUGCUACCACACCACCUAUAAUUACACCAGGAAAUGUUACCACACCACCUAUAAUUACACCAGGAAAUGUUACCACACCACCUAUAAUUACACCAGGAAAUGUUACCACACCACCUAUAAUUACACCAGGAAAUGUUACCACACCACCUAUAAUUACACCAGGAAAUGUUACCACACCACCCAUAACCACACCAGGAAAUGCUACAACACAACCCAUAACCACACCAGGAAAUGCUACAACACAACCCCUCAAUACACCAGGAAAUGUUACCACACCACCCAUAACCACACCAGGUAAUGCUACAACACAACCCCUCAAUACACCAGGAAAUGCUACCAUACCACCUAUAAUUACACCAGGAAAUGUUACCACACCACCUAUAAUUACACCAGGAAAUGUUACCACACCACCCAUAACCACACCAGGUAAUGCUACAACACAACCCCUCAAUACACCAGGAAAUGCUACCAUACCACCUAUAAUUACACCAGGAAAUGUUACCACACCACCUAUAAUUACACCAGGAAAUGUUACCACACCACCUAUAAUUACACCAGGAAAUGUUACCACACCACCCAUAACCACACCAGGAAAUGCUACAACACAACCCCUCAAUACACCAGGAAAUGUUACCACACCACCUAUAAUUACACCAGGAAAUGCUACCACACCACCCAUAACCACACCAGGAAAUGCUACAACACAACCCCUCAAUACACCAGGAAAUGUUACCACACCACCUAUAAUUACACCAGGAAAUGCUACCACACCACCCAUAACCACACCAGGAAAUGCUACAACACAACCCUUCAAUACACCUGGAAAUGUUACCACACCACCUAUAAUGACACCAGGAAAUGCUUCCACAACACCCAUAACCACACCAGGAAAUGCCACCACACCGCCCAUAACCACACAAGGAAAUGCUACAACACAACCCCUCAAUACACCAGGAAAUGUUACCACACCACCCAUAACCACACCAGGAAAUGUUACCACACCACCCAUAACCACACCAGGAAAUGCUACAACACAACCCCUCAAUACACCAGGAAAUGUUACCACACCACCCAUAACCACACAAGGAAAUGUUACCACACCACCUAUAAUUACACCAGGAAAUGUUACCACACCACCCAUAACCACAUCAGGAAAUGCUACAACACAACCCCUCAAUACACCAGGAAAUGUUACCACACCACCUAUAAUUACACCAGGAAAUGUUACCACACCACCCAUAACCACACCAGGAAAUGCUACAACACAACCCCUCAAUACACCAGGAAAUGUUACCACACCACCCAUAACCACACCAGGAAAUGUUACCACACCACCUAUAAUUACACCAGGAAAUGUUACCACACCACCCAUAACCACAUCAAGAAAUGCUACAACACAACCCCUCAAUACACCAGGAAAUGUUACCACACCACCUAUAAUUACACCAGGAAAUGUUACCACACCACCCAUAACCACACCAAGAAAUAAUACCACACCGCCCAUAACUACUAUAGGAAAUGCUACAACACAACCCCUCAAUACACCAGGAAAUGUUACCACACCACCUAUAAUUACACCAGGAAAUGUUACCACACCACCUAUAACCACACCAAGAAAUGCUACCACACCGCCCAUAACUACUAUAGGAAACAACACAACACAUCCCCUCACUACCAUAGGAAAUGUUACCACAACACCCAUAAACACAACAGAAAAUGCUACCACACCACCCAUAACCACACAAGGAAAUGCUACCACACCACCCAUAACCCCAUCAGUAAACACUACCACACCACCCCUAUCUACACCAGGAAAUGCUACCACACCACUCAUAACUACACAAGGAAAUACCACCACACCACCUAUAACCUCACCAGGAAAUGCAACCACACCAAUCAUAACUACACAAGGAAAUGCUACCACAUCACUAAUAACUACUCAAGGACAUGCUACUACACCGAACAUAACUACACCAGGAAACACUACCACACCGCCUAUAACCUCACCAGGAAAUGCUACCACACUACCCAUAACUACACCAGUAAACACUACAACACCACCCAUAACUACUAUUGGAAACAAUACAACACAUCCCCUCACUACAUCCGGAAAUGGUACCACACCACUUAUAACUGCACCAGAAAACAUUACAACACCAUCUUUCACUACACUGGUAAAUGCUACGACAUCACCCAUAACUACACCAGGGAACUCUACAACAGGAAUUGCAACCACAGGCAAUUCUACUUCUGGACCUACUAACCCAACUAACCCCACAACCCCACAAGUUACUUGUCCUGCACUGCCAUGCCCAGCUCUCAGUGUCUGUGUGAAUUCCAUCUGUCAGUGUUUGCCAGGAAACUUGUUUGAUAAUGGUGCUUGUGUUGUAACCAAAACCUUCCCUAGUAUGCUGCGCGUGAAUCGCACUUUUCACCCCAAAAUGAUGAAUUCCGAAUCCAACGAAUUUAAGGAAUUUGCAAAGGAGAUCAUCUCUGCGGUAAAUACGACUAUGCGUAACCAGUCAAGCUACAUUAAUAGUGUGGUUCUUAAGUUAGAGAGCGGCAGUGUAAUAGCUACAGUUAACAGUUUUUUUGAAGCUAAUUCUCCAGUUACCCAGAAAACCUUUGACGAGACUAUACAGGACGCUAUAAAAAAUUGCAGUGAAAAUUCCUGCCGCAUUCUUGGUGAUGCUACGUACACUGUAAGCAGCCUGUGUCAGCAGUUUCCUGCUCCUUGUGAUAACACCUCAACAGUUUGUGGCAUGAACAAUGGUCUUGUCAACUGUGACUGCAGACCUGCCUAUGUACCCAGUCUUUACCAGAGCAGGAGCUGUGUAGUCUGCCCCAGUGGCCAGAAAGAGGACAAAGGGAGCUGUGUUCCAUGUCCGUUUGGCUAUUCUGGAUUCAACUGUAAUGACUCCUCUCUGUUGGCUCUAGUGGUAGUGGCGUGUGUCUUAGGGGGAAUUCUGCUCAUUGGCAUUUUGGCUGUUCUCAUCUACAUCUGUGUGACUAAUAGAAGGGAGAAGUCUCAGGAUAGAUUUUACAGCACCCCAUACCCUAUUGAGAACAUCCAGUCCACGUGGUCCUCGCAGGGUAUCGCCCCUAUUCCUCGUGCCACUCUGGCUUCCAGUUCCAGCAAUAAUGCCGGUGACAUCUCUCUGGAGAUGACAGAAGGGGCGGGCAAAAGAAAUAACAACGGAUUGAAGAUUAGAGGAAAGACGGGCUCGUAUGAUCUCACAACGGAUGGCAUGAGGACCUUUAAAGGGAAAAACCCCUCACGGUACUCGUACUUGGUAGGUCAGGAAAACCCCUACUACCUGGACGGAGAGGAGAGGAGAGACACAUGAGGAAAGAUGGAAGGCUUGGCUACAGGUGUAUAAUGCACGGGCUUACGCGUAAAGGGAUUAAGAAUAAACAGUGCAAUAAAGCAACAUUAUAAAAGAACUUGGAUCAAAAAGUAGAACUCUUCUUGUUUUAAAUAUCUAUUAAUUCUCAACAUCUCUCUCACCCAGGAUAAAAUGCUCGCUUCCUUCAAGUGCAUUAAUGAUUGGGUUAUACUUUUACACAGCAUGCAUUUACUGAAGCAUGCUCAUUUAGCUAAUGAGAGCAGUGAACAUGUUGACGUUUUUAUUUAGUUUCAUGUUGAAUGUUUUGUUACGCGCCGGUCAUUUUUGUUCAGAUUUCUCGCAAAUGUUACUUCUACUGAAAAUGCUUUGUUAUGAAGGAUCAGGUGUUGAGACACAUUUGAAGUUUACAACCAAAGAUACUUUAUUAUGAAGAAUUACAACAAAUGUAAUUUAUCUAGCUAACCUGUGAUAGGUGUGCGGUAGAGUGACGUUCUGCCACCGUCUAAACUUUACUUUGUUGCUGAGCAGUGAGCAUGUUUCUUCACACAGUGAUAUCAAAUAUAUGAUGUAUGUUUGCGUGUGUGUUUAUGUGUCUACCUUUUGAGAUGAUGUCUACCAAGAAAGGUCUUAAACUCUCAGUCUUGAAUAAUUGGCUGAAAGCUCCAAAGAAUUGUUUUAUAUCAGGAAGAUUCAUGUCAACAGAAAAUCGCUGUGUCUGAAUGUGAUGUUGUUUUUUGAAUGGGAGAUUUAUGCAAUAAAGAGGAGCUUUUAAGGAGGCCUCCUUUUGUAGUUGUGCCAAUCAUUAUAUUUAUUCAAAUUAAAAAACGUUGUUUAUUGGUUCAUAUUUACUAAUUUAUGUUUUACUGGCUGUGUUCUGUAUGUAUAGGCUUUUGUUAAAAAAUGCUCUUUUGAAACAAAGUGAUCAUCUUAUUCUGUAUACUGAAAGGAAAUAAAGCAAAUAUAUAGUUGUUUUA